Drosophila ananassae is the source of this 922-nucleotide messenger RNA. RefSeq names its product antigen 5 like allergen Cul n 1. Lineage: Eukaryota; Metazoa; Arthropoda; Insecta; Diptera; Drosophilidae. The record is from RefSeq and is a predicted model, not a curated record. The coding region runs from base 48 to 770 and encodes 240 amino acids. The transcript is spliced from 3 exons.
UGAAGCACUCCACAUUUUUAAGAAUCAUUUUUCAUUUGUUGCUGGUAAUGGGUGUCACCCUGCCUCCUUUAUCAGCACAAAACUACUGUGAUCCGGAUCUGUGUUCAACUGGCAGACAUGUAGCCUGUCAAAAUAGUGGCCGAUUUGUAAGUGGCUGCAGUGGCGAGUUUGUUCGGGUGAACGAUCACAUCCAACUUAUCCUACAGUUACAUAAUGAGCGUCGCAACCUUAUUUCUGGAGGAGGAUUAAGUGGAUUUACCAGCGCCGUUCGUAUGGGCACAAUGAGCUGGGACCAGACAUUGUCUGAACUAGCUGCAUACAACGCUCUACAAUGUCGCAUGGCCCAUGACGAGUGUCGCAAUACAAAUACAUAUAAGUUUGCCGGCCAGAAUCUUAGCAUCCUCUUCACACGCAAUAUUGAUAUCGCAAAUUUUUUGCGUCAACGAAUUUCUUCAUGGUUUGAAGAAAACCGAGACGCAACUAGUGCAGAUAUAGAAAACUAUCAGAUGCGUGGCGGGCCAACCAUCGGACACUUUACCACCAUGGUAAAUGAACGUAAUAACCGAAUAGGUUGUGCUAUUCUCAGAUUCACUGACAACAGAAACGUACAAGCCACUUUAUUAGUCUGUAACUAUGCUGUUACAAACGUUAUUAACAAUCCCGUAUACAGAGGCGGCAGUCCGGCUUCGGAAUGUGUAUCAGGUCGAAAUUCGGUUUUCCAAAACCUUUGCUCAUCAAAUGAAGUUUACAACUACAAUCAGUGGUCGUGAUGGUCUAAAUUCUAUACCUUGGGUCUUUGAGCUUAUUUUUAAUUAAUAGCCACCUAAUAAUAAGUUUAUGAAAAAUGUUUCAUGUUUUCGUUUUUGUUUCAGUGUAAUCUAGACUUUUAGUGUAUAAUUAUAAUUAUUCAACAUUAUGUGUA